UGUUUCAGUAGUACGUAAAUAAAUUACCUGUUUUGGUUAUGUUUACAUGAAGCUGUCAUUUGUUCCUACGUGCUUUAUCCAAAUUAAUAAUUGAUUGUUAUUUCUAUAAUAAUUUAAACUGCAGUUGUUCUCAAGGACAUGGAAGAACUCCGUCUUUUGGUUCAGGAAGAGGGCAGAGAGGCCAGAAACUUGAUUGCUUUCAAUGUGCCGGUGGACACAACGGGGUGUGAUUCAGGAGCAAAACUGCUGGCCCGCAAGCCCCCCACGUCCCCGCGCUCGUAUGGGGAUGCGCCCGGAGACGCGGAGCUGCAGAAAGCCAGCAAGCGAGCCAGCGACGUCCUGAAGCCUGGCUCCCGAGUGCGCUCGGCGUCCACCGGUCGGGACAAGAAGUCAGAACUACAAGCUAGACACUGGGCCUUCUUGUUUGGAAAUUUACAAAGAGCAAUGGAUGAAAUCUAUAAAACUUGCGAAGCAGAUGAAAGUGUAUCUGAGUGUAAGGAGGUGAUCCUUGUGCUGGAGAACUACACCAGGGACUUCCACAGCCUGAUCGAGUGGUUCCGGCUGAAGUGGGAGUACGAGCACACGCCCCCUCCGCAGCGACCCCACUCCCUGGCCUGGGAGGUCAGGAAGUCAUCGCCCGGCAAGGUCCUGAGUGUUCGUUUAAAAAAUCCAGCUGCCCAAUCCAAAGACAAGGAAGUACCUGGCAGCACAGAAGAGACUUCAAAUGAAGGUUUGAAAGCUAGUCACAGUGAAGUAGUUGAAAAUAAACCUAAAAGCAAAGUUUCUGAGACGGACAGUGUCAUUGUGAGGAAGGGCGCUGAAGAAAACACAGUGGGUGCUGUUUCCACCGAGAAUGUCGAUUCUCCGCCGGCGCCUGACUCAGGAACGCUGCCCGAUACAAGAACAGUGUGCGAGUCACUCGAGGAAGCGGUUCCCCACGAUGGUUGUGGUGUGGAAGGAUCUGAGAUGAGCGCAGACAGUGUGGCCAUUAAAGUGGAAUCAGAUGCCGGUAAAGAUCUGAGCGAUGUUCUGGAAGCAGUGCCUGGUGCCCACAAUCGUAAAGAGACAUCGGGAGAUGACGGGACCGUCGAAGCAAGUCGUACGGAUGCGAGCACCAGCGUGGAUGUCAACCUGGUGUUGAACGUGGAAGUGGUCGGUGUGGUAGAGUGCAGAGAGCAGCCAACCGGAGAAGCAGGGCUGCCGAUGGUGCACCAGGCGUCGCAGACCGACCUGGAGCAGUGCAUCGAGGACUCCGAGGGUCUGAAGUUCAUCCCGAUGCCACAGCCGGAGCCCUCGCCCGUGGCCGCCGCCCCCCGCCCCGUGCCCCCUCCCCGUACCCAGGCCCGCGUGGCCCCCGUGCCUGCCCGGCCCGCCACGGCCCGGCCCGCGUACUCUGCCGUGUCCCGGCUGUCGGGGUCCGCGCCACGUCCCGUCGCUGCCAGUCCGAGGCUCGUGCGCAGCCGCACCGAGGUCAGGCCGGUCUCCAGGACCCCGCUGGUGCGCCGGCCGGGGGCCGAGCCCGCCGUCGCUCCUCCCAGGGUGCAGAGGCCGAUCCUCACACCUCGGCAGAAUCGUGUGCCUAGCAACACCGGAGUUGCAUCUGUACCCAGCACUGGGUUGGGAUUAGGUCGCUGUGCCAACACUCAUUUUACCCAGCAGCGACCGCAAGCGGGGUCGGGGUCCACGCCGGCGGCCAGAGACAAGCCCUCGGCGGUCGCUGCUCCCAAGCUGGACCGCCGGAACAGCUCCAACUCGUCGCUGAACAGCUCCGCCUCGUCGCAGCGCAGCUGGGCCGACAAGGUGAAGGGCUCGGAGGUCGCCAAGACGGCGGUGUCCGUGGAGGUGUUGCCGCGGACCGGGACCAGCAACGACGACGACGACUCCCAAGGCUGGGAGACGGUGAAGGGGCGGUCCAGGUCGCGGAUGUCUCCCGCGAACAAGGGGAAGUCCUCGGAGGGCAGCCUGUCCGGCAGCUGCGGCAGCGUGAAGGGCCGGGCGGCGCGCCCGCUGUCGAGCGCCCAGCUGAGGUUCCACCGGCCGAGCGCCACCGUGUCGCUGCCGGCGCUGAACCUGCGCGAGGUGGAGCUGCGACCGCCGGCGCACGCGCGCGAGAAGAAGUCCACCAACACCGCCAAGCAGAAGAGCGACCUCAAGGAGAGCAAGAUGACCGGUCAGACCGGGAGGCCGGGCGGGACCAACCUCAGGCCCAAGAAGUCCAAGGAGAAGAUUCUGAACGACGAGAACAAAGAAAACAAGAUCUGUGAACUGGUUGGCAGCCGUGAUGAAAACAAGGAGCCGGUCCCUGGUCCACUAAUAAUAGAGGCAGAAAGUGACAAACUGCACGUGGAGACAUCUGAGAAAUUGAAGGAAAGCGAAGAUGAUUUCAAGGAUGUUCCUGAAAGUGUUUCAUUGGAGGAAAAACUGAAUGAUCUUGAAAGCCUGAAGGGACUGGAGGCUGACGAGAGCGGGGUGGAGGAGGCGGACAAGCUGGACGACAUCCUGGAGGAGAAGGGCUUGCUGAACGAGGACGAGCUGCGCGUGAACAACGAGCUGUGCGCGCAGGUGGCCAUGCUGCGCAAGGAGAUCCACGACUUGCAGACCGCCGAGAUGGAGAUGGACACGGAGACGGAUGAAACGGAAACAGACGGGGAGAUAACGGCAGGAGGGGACGAGGAUGGAGACAUGCAGAGGAGGCCGCGGCCAGUCAUGGACGACGACUCUAUUGACAUGAUACUGGAGGAGCGCUACGAGAAUGCCUUAGAAGGCAUGUCGUGGGGCGAGCAGAUGGACACGCUGGCCCAGCUGAAGGAGCUGGAGGCCCGGCACCCCGGCCGGGCCCUCGAGCUGCACCAGAAGCUGUCGUCGCCGUCGCGUCGCCGCACCCUGCUGGAGACGGUGCGUCGCCUCAACGUGAAGCAGGCCAAGGCCCAGGAGAAGCGCGACCGCCUGCUGCAGGAGAAGACCAGCCGCCUGCGCGACCUCCUCAACAAGGUGGAGGAGGUGAAGGCGCUGCAGGCACAGUCGAUCGAGGAGAAGCGCGCGCGCCUGGAGAUGAAGCUGAAGAGGGCGGAGGUGAACCGCAGGAUGCACCUGAAAGGCAUCGUGCGCAAGGCCCACGACGAGGAGGAGAAGCUCAAGGAGAUAGCGUUCAUCAACGAGCUCGAGGCGCAGAACAAAAGGCACGACUUCAUGGCUCUGUGCCAGGAACAAGAAGAGAGGCUGCAGGGGAUUCAGGAGGAACGACAGCGCAAGCAGGAGGAGAAAGCAGCGAAAGAAGCAGCAGCAGAAGAGCGACGUAGGGUGCUGGAGGCAGAGAGGCAGGAACGGCUGGAGAAGCUGCAAGAGGAGCGCCGCAAGCGAGAGGAGCGAGUGGGCCGCAAGCAGCAGGAGAAGGAGAUGGAGCGGCAGACUUUGGCCAGGGAGAAAGCCAAGGACCGAGAGACGAGACUGUCGGCGCUGAACGCAGCGAAAAUAGCCAACCUGGAGGAGCUGCAGAAGAAGAUCCAGCAGAAGCAAGAGGACUCGGCCCGCCGCCACGAGGAGAACAUAGAGCACAUCCGGCACCGGGCUCUCGAGUCCAGCAUCUGCCGCUGCAGCAGUGACGACGAGGCUCCCCGCCUCGUCCCCUACGAGACCAAGAAGCUGUGCGAGCUGUGCAACGUGUUGAUUGGCUCUGAAGUCUAUCUACUCAGCCACCUCAGAGGCCCGAAGCAUCAGGAUGCUGUUGCUCGUCACAAUGAAGGCAUCAUGCCCUCAAAAGAGGAUUUGAUCUCAUACAAUAUAAAGUUCAUUGUCGAUGCCCCAGCUGAUAAAAUCGACCCGAAAAUUGCACUUGACAAAGAGCGGCAGAAGGCUUUGAAGAAACGGUGCAAAAAGUUGCGCUUGAGGAUGGCAGCGAGGGGUCAGGAGUUUGAGUCCAAGCUGGAAGCACCACCUGAGACGGAGUCUCCGAACAGAGGGAGGAUCCAGAAGUGUGUCAGAGAUGUGGAGAAGCUGCAUAGCUCUCAGGGGAAAGGCCAGUGGCCGAACAACGCCAUAACAGCGUUGGAACGGGCGCUGGGAGAGAUCAACAGGAUUCUCAGCAAACAGAAUGCUUUGGAUCAAGCUACAUUCAAGGCUCUGAAUGGCUUCACUGCUGUGACAAACAUUCUGAGUUUGGACUUGGAUGUGCCUCAGAAUGUGUCAUCAUACAUUCCUCAAAAGUGCUUCGUGACCGCAUGCACGACCUACAGCUCCGCCUGUCGCAACAACCCGGCCAACUGUCGCUACGUGGUGAUGAGCAACAAGCUGACCAUUGUGAUGGACUUGCUGCUGCGCAGGCUCACGGAGCUGAUCCCCGACAAGGGCAGCCUGCUGUCGGCCGCCGCCAGCUCCAGGUCGUCUGCGUCGCUGCCCGUCGACCUCGUCGCAGGAGCGCUGAUGAGGCUGCUGGCGCAGGUGCUGGAGCAUGCUGGCGAGGGCGAGCACGGCUGCAAGGACGAGGUGUCGUGUCGCCUGCAGGACGUCAUCAGCUACGCGGUGAGCGUGGGCAUCGUGGACAAGAUGGCGCUGUACUGCGGCGGCGUGAGGGACCCCGUGGAUGAGGACCCGCAGGCCAGCCACUUCCUGCUGGGCGGCAUCGGGCUGCUGACGGUGCUGGCCGCCAGGUGCGGCGGGAACGCGCGCCGCGGCGCCGACGACCCCACGCAGCUGGCGGCCACGCUGCAGGUGACGGAGCUGGUGGGCGCCGCCUCCAUGCUGUACGGCGUGCUGCUGCACCAGGGCGCGCCUGACCGCGGCGCCGUCUCGCCGCCCCCCUCGCUGCCGCCCCACACGGUCAGCGUGGCGCUGGCCACGGUGCGCCUGCUGGUGCGCGUGGCGCAGCUCGACCUGCCCAUGUUCCAGAGCGUGCUGGGCGCGGAGGGCAUCUCGCUGCAGUUCCGCCACAUCGCGAGCUACCUGCUGUGGUACUGCUGCGCGCACGACGACGAGAUGGCCCUGCUGCACGAGGUCAUCCGCGUCGUGGGCUACUUCACCGUCAACAACCACGACAACCAGAUGAUGAUCCAGUCGGGCUACAUGCCCACCGUGCUGCAGCAGCUGUGCAACCUGCCGUUCCCGUACUUCAGCCAGCCGGAGCUGUCGGCGCUGCUGUUCCCCACGCUGCUGGCGUGCUGCUGCGGCAACCACGAGAACCGGGCGAUCCUGGAGCAGGAGGUCAGCUACCAGCUGCUGCUGGACUUCCGCGGCUCGGAGCAGGGCAAGGCGAACCACCUGGUGCGCAUCCUGGGCGACAAGAACAGCUCGUGAGCGCGCUGCGCCUCUCGGCACUUUCCGUCGUGCGAGUCUCGAAGUACGGAGCAUCUGUUUGUUGCUGAUUGGAUGGCAUUUUUCCUCAUUUGUUAUUGUAUUUAAAGUAUAUCUUGUAUACCAGUUCUUAUGUGGGAGUUUGAGGAAGUAUAAAUGUAAAAUGAAAAAUAAGAAGUGUCUUAGGAAUUGCUAAUUGGAUUUCAUUUUCCCUCUUUGUUAUUGUAUUUAAAGUAUAUCUUGUAUACCAGUUCUUAUGUGGGAGUUUGAGGAAAUAUAAAUGUAAAGUGAAAAAUAAGAAGUGUCUUAGAAUUAUCUUUUCUACAAGAUUUAAUAACAACAAAAAUGUUUUUCAUUAAAAAAUAAAAUUAUGUUAGUGCAUUUUUUCCGAGUAGAAUAUGUUAUGUGAUUAAUUUUUUUAAGUAAACUAUUUAAUAUUUAACCAAAGAUACUCUUAAUUAGCAUAAUUGAACUGACUAGUACUUACACUUCUUUAAGAAAGUAAUUUGAUAAUUUUUGUUACAGCUUAUUGGGAAAAUAUAUAUUGUUUAUCUUAUGUUUAUCACCGCUGUUUAGGCGUGUAAAAUAUUUGUUAAUUUAAAAAAUAUGUAUACUUAUUUUAUUUUAUCUUUGUGCUUAUAAGCUCGUAGAAAAAACCUAUCUUUGUGCUUAUAAGCUCAUAGAAAAAACCUAGUAUUAAUAAUACAUGGUUUAUCUGUACUUAAAGCAUAUUUGGUUAACAAAUACAUACUCCUGUAACUGUAAAAAAUAUUUCAUUUUUUGUAUUAAAGACUGAAAUAAAGGCAUUUUGAAAUUUGUU
Messenger RNA from Bacillus rossius redtenbacheri, 6106 nucleotides. RefSeq names its product S phase cyclin A-associated protein in the endoplasmic reticulum (gene ssp3). Gene Ontology annotation, molecular function: zinc ion binding; nucleic acid binding. The record is from RefSeq and is a predicted model, not a curated record. The coding region runs from base 139 to 5289 and encodes 1716 amino acids. NCBI's taxonomy places the organism in Eukaryota, Metazoa, Arthropoda, Insecta, Phasmatodea, Bacillidae. The transcript is spliced from 27 exons.